Molecule: messenger RNA, 710 nt
Organism: Priapulus caudatus
Lineage: Eukaryota; Metazoa; Priapulida; Priapulimorpha; Priapulimorphida; Priapulidae
Product: 40S ribosomal protein S9
Exons: 5
Coding region: 43-624 (193 amino acids)
Biological process (GO): positive regulation of translational fidelity; translation
Cellular component (GO): cytosolic small ribosomal subunit
Molecular function (GO): structural constituent of ribosome; rRNA binding
Source: RefSeq, a predicted model, not a curated record
UUCCUUCUUUCCAUGCGGUGGCAGCGAUAGCCAUAACACAAAAUGCCGCGAAUAAGAACGGUACACAGUAAGACAUACGUCACUCCAAGACGUCCCUUCGAAAAGGAGCGUCUGGACCAGGAGUUGAAGCUUAUUGGUGAAUUUGGGCUUCGUAACAAGAGAGAAGUAUGGAGAGUAAAGUAUACUCUGGCUAAGAUCAGAAAGGGAGCCAGAGAAUUGCUUACUCUAGAGGAGAAGGAUGCUAGAAGGUUAUUUGAAGGUAAUGCGCUGCUGCGUCGUCUGGUGCGCGUCGGUGUGUUGGACGAAAGCCGCAUGAAGCUCGAUUACGUGCUGGGUCUGCGCAUUGAGGACUUCCUCGAGCGACGCCUGCAGACGCAGGUGUUCAAGCUCGGCCUCGCCAAGUCCAUCCACCAUGCCCGUGUCCUCAUUCGCCAGCGACACAUCAGGGUGCGCAAGCAGGUGGUCAACAUCCCAUCCUUCAUUGUGAGAUUGGACUCACAGAAGCAUAUAGACUUCUCUCUGCGCUCGCCAUUCGGUGGUGGACGUCCAGGACGCGUGAAGAGGAAGAACAUGAAGAAGGGUACCGGCGCCGCUGCUGACGAUGACGGAGGGGACGAGGAUUAAGCCUCGCGAGCAACUAAUUCCACAUUCACACGUUUACUUGUAGUGUACACACGAGUAAUAAACAGUGAAUGACAAUUAUCGAAGAA